AUGGGUGAUCAUAGUGAUGACUGUCAUGAUCAGGCCUUCCGUAAGAUCAAGCUCAGAGUAGAUGAAGUUCAGGGCAAGAACCUCCUCACCAACUUCCAUGGUAUGGAUUUCACACCUGACAAACUUCGGUCUUUGACUCUUAUCGAAGCUCACGUCGAUGUCAAGACAACCGAUGGCUAUCUUUUACGUCUAUUUGCAAUUGCAUUUACCAAGAGACGUCAAAAUCAAGUAGAUAUCCGCAAGGUAAAAAUUCUAAAAAGCCCGAAGUUCGAUAUACAAAAGUUGCUUGAACUUCACAGCGACGCAGCCGAUACAGGCUCUAGAGUAGGGGGUGUGCAAAUAGAGACUUCAAAGAACCAGAGGUCUUACAAUCCGCGUAAAUUGCGCCCAAAUAUAAUAAUCUACAAACAAAAAGAAAUUGCAAAAUUUGUUCCAUGA
This is a messenger RNA of Paraglomus brasilianum, 438 nucleotides long. The record is from the annotation of a GenBank genome assembly. NCBI's taxonomy places the organism in Eukaryota, Fungi, Glomeromycota, Glomeromycetes, Paraglomerales, Paraglomeraceae.